Messenger RNA from Magnolia sinica, 1643 nucleotides. RefSeq lists its product as uncharacterized. Lineage: Eukaryota; Viridiplantae; Streptophyta; Magnoliopsida; Magnoliales; Magnoliaceae. Gene Ontology annotation, cellular component: membrane. The record is from RefSeq and is a predicted model, not a curated record. The coding region runs from base 83 to 1060 and encodes 325 amino acids. The transcript is spliced from 12 exons. Gene Ontology annotation, molecular function: oxidoreductase activity.
AACCGAGAGUAGAGAUAUCUGUUCUCGCUCAAAGCCUUCUGAGAAAAUCGUUUCCUUCGGUUCUCGCCCUCGACAGCUGAAAAUGCUAUUUCUGGUGUUGAUUUCUCUCAUCCUCGCUGCAAUCCUUGCUCUCUUUGCCAGAUUCGCUACUGCAGAGGGGGAUUUUACUCUGUUAUCGAAAGGGCAUGCGAAGCGGGAAGAAGUCGACGAUAAGGUUGUUUGGAUUACAGGGGCCAGCCGUGGAAUUGGGGAAAUUCUUGCAAAACAGUUUGCAAGACUAGGAGCUAAGCUGAUCCUUUCUGCACGCAAUGAAGCCGAAUUGGAGCGAGUCAAAGCAGAACUUGUUGGGAAACAUGCACCUGGAGAAGUAAAAGUUUUACCUCUGGAUUUGGCAUCUGGUGAAGAUUCUCUCCUUCAAGCCGUGGAGAAAGCGGAGUCCUUCUUUCCUGAUGCUGGUGUUGAAUAUAUGGUCCACAAUGCAGCCUAUGAACGCCCUAAGUCAACGGCUUUGGACGUUACUGAGGAAGCUCUUCGGGCUACAUUCAAUAUAAAUGUCCUGGGGACAAUAACUCUCACUCGGCUCCUUGCACCUUUCAUGUUGAAAAGGGGGAGGGGUCAUUUUGUUGUGAUGAGCAGUGCUGCAGGGAAGACACCUGCACCAGGUCAGGCCGUGUAUUCUGCUUCUAAGUAUGCUAUAAAUGGAUACUUCCAUACUUUGCGUUCGGAGUUGUUUCAGAAAGGGAUUAGGGUCACUGUUGUUUGUCCUGGACCAAUAGAAACAUCAAACGGUUCUGGAGAGAGCUCAUCACAACAGAGAGGGAAACGUGUGACAUCGGAAAGGUGUGCAGAACUAACUAUCGUAGCAGCAACGCAUGGGCUAAAGGAAGUUUGGAUAUCGAAUCAGCCUGUUCUUGCCGUCAUGUACCUGGUGCAAUACAUGCCAACCAUUGGCUAUUGGCUUAUGGACAAGUUUGGCGGGAAUCGAGUAGAAGCUGCAGCACAGAAGAGCAACACAUAUGCAUGGAGCUUACUCUUUGGCCACAAGAAGAAAGCAACCUGAAUCUCUGUGCUUGCUGACUAUCACAAUAUUUCCUGCAGUUUUUUCUUUCGUUAAAGGCCUUGCAUCUUAAGUUGAAAUACAGUUGAUGAUCUUCCACUCCCAGAUGGGUCCAAAUAAAAGUUCCUGAUAUAAAUGUUAUGGCUUUGAUUGGUGCCAGGUCCUAAAACAUGUAGAAAUUCAGAAGAUUUGGAAAAAUGACCAAUCCCAAAUCAACACCUUCGAUGACCUAUGCCAAAACCAUCCAUCCAUUCAUCCUCAAAACCAUCAACACCUUUGACGACCUAUGCCAAACGACCAAAGAAGAGGAAACUAGUCUCGUUUCAAGGCAUUUUAAUGAGGUUGUGCUGACAUUUACUGCCUAUAUACAAGAAAGAAGUUGAAAAUAGACAUCAUUGAUUCCAUGCAGAUCCCUAUAAAAUGACAGUUGUAUGUUUUUCCUUUUUCUUUUUCUUUUUUCCUAUGUUUAUUCUAAUGCAUUUGGAUGUUGUUAUCACUGUUGUUUUACCUGAAAUUAGUGGCCACGGUCUUGUUUGGAAACACACAAAAGAAAAGAAAAUGUGGGAAAUGAUAAUGAUUUUCAGUU